Molecule: messenger RNA, 1712 nt
Organism: Salvelinus namaycush (lake trout)
Lineage: Eukaryota; Metazoa; Chordata; Actinopteri; Salmoniformes; Salmonidae
Gene: pdk4
Product: pyruvate dehydrogenase kinase, isozyme 4
Exons: 11
Coding region: 325-1563 (412 amino acids)
Biological process (GO): regulation of glucose metabolic process; protein phosphorylation
Cellular component (GO): mitochondrion
Molecular function (GO): pyruvate dehydrogenase (acetyl-transferring) kinase activity
Source: RefSeq, a predicted model, not a curated record
CUCAACACAGAGGUCGGUCUUGUGAAGAGCAUUCGUGAAUUCUGGAAUAUUGUUGCUUGUUAAAAGUUUAGGUGAUGCAAAGACAUUCGGCACUGUUCAGGAAUGUGACUGUGUUUCAUUGACAAUUGUUUUGAAUAAUGUCAAUUUAACGCAUUGAUAUUGCCCUUGGUGGCUAGCAUUAGCCAGUUAGCUAGCGUCUUUACGUCUGAGAGACUGGAGCGUGCUGCUGGUGAAGAGAAAAGGGCAUCCUGGCGAAGAGAAAAGGGCAUCCUGGCUGACAACAAUCGGACUGUCUCGGGACUUCAAUUUUAAUUUGUUGCAACUAUGAAGUUAACGCAAUUUUUGCUAAAGAACAGCUCCAUACCUAAACAAGCACUAGUGGAUAGGUUUUCCAAGUUCUCACCUUCGCCGCUGUCAAUGAAACAAUUCAUAGACUUUGGCUCGGCCAAUGCCUGUGAGAAGACGUCCUUUGUGUUCCUGCGUCAGGAGCUUCCUGUCCGGCUGGCCAACAUCAUGAAGGAGAUCGACUUCCUCCCUGACAAGCUUCUCGGCACCCCCUCACUACAGCUGCUACAGAGCUGGUAUGCAACAAGUCUGAUGGAGCUUGUGGGCUUCCUGGAGAAAGAUGCUGAUGAUAAAACGAUCCUAAAGAAGUUCACUGAGACGCUGGUGAACGUCAGGAACCGUCACAACAACGUGGUCCCCACCAUGGCCCAGGGCGUAGUGGAGUACAAGGAGGCUUUCGGCUCUGACCCUGUGACCAAUCAGAACGUCCAAUACUUCCUGGAUCGCUUCUACAUGAGCCGUAUCUCCACCCGCAUGCUCAUGAACCAGCACUCUCUCAUCUUUGAUGGAAGUGCCAACCCCGCCCAUCCCAAGCACAUUGGCACCAUCGACCCCGACUGUGACGUGACAGAGGUGGUAAAAGAUGCCUUCGAUAGUUCCAAGAUGCUCUGUGAGCAGUACUACCUGACCUCGCCAGAGAUUGACAUCACACAAGUCAACGCCAAAGGUCCUGACCAGCCUCUUCGUAUUGUCUAUGUGCCUUCCCAUCUCUACCACAUGCUGUUUGAGCUCUUCAAGAACGCCAUGAGAGCAACAGUGGAGACUCAUGAAAUGGCCCUGCAUCUCCCGCCGGUCAAAGUUCGAGUCUCACUGGGCAGUGAAGACCUGACAAUAAAGAUAUCAGAUCGAGGAGGUGGUGUUCCCCUGAGGAAGAUAGAGCGUUUGUUCAGCUACAUGUACUCCACCGCCCCCAGCCCCGUCGAUAUUGACAACUCACGCAACGCUCCACUGGCUGGUUUUGGCUACGGUCUUCCCAUCUCCCGUCUCUAUGCCAAGUACUUCCAGGGAGACCUGCAGCUCUACUCCAUGGAGGGAUAUGGGACGUCAGCUGUCAUCUACCUGAAGGCCUUGUCCUCAGAUUCUGUGGAAAGACUUCCUGUUUACAACCAGUCAGCCAUAAGGCAUUAUCAGACGAGCAACGAGGCGGAUGACUGGUGCAUGCCCAGCAAGGAUCCCAAGAAGCUGGGGAAGUAUGAGAGGAGAAGUCAAGAGGUGUAACGGUACACGUGUUCGUGCCAAACUGUUCGGUAGGGGGCCUCGGUUCAGUCUGCACUCAACCUGAAUGAAUACAUUUAAUAAAAUAUAUACAAAAUAAAAGGCCUAUAGGCAAUGCCUACGCUGCGUUGUUGGCCGGUGCCUCGAGUAAA